Pyricularia oryzae 70-15 is the source of this 534-nucleotide messenger RNA. RefSeq lists its product as uncharacterized. NCBI's taxonomy places the organism in Eukaryota, Fungi, Ascomycota, Sordariomycetes, Magnaporthales, Pyriculariaceae. Bases 1 to 534 code for a protein of 177 amino acids. The transcript has 3 exons. The record is from RefSeq and is a predicted model, not a curated record.
AUGAAGAUCAACAACGUUAUUGCUAGCCUGCCCCUGCUGGGCGCCGCUGCGGCGGUGGAGAUGACCCGUUAUGAACCUGCAGCAAACGUCGAGCCUGCCUUUGCGGGUUACCUGAAGGAGCUCUACGCCUCGGCCGAGGACCCCAAGUCCACCAACACCUUUACCGACAUGUUCACCCCCCAGGGUAAGCUCAUCGUGCUCGAGAACGUCGCCACCGGCCCCGCGGCCAUCGUCAAGCUCAAGCAGGCCCUUUUGCCUACCGCCGGCAACAAGCACUGGAACCACCUUCCCAACAUCACCACCGUCGACUCGCAGACCGCGAGCCAAAAGACCUACAAGGUCCUCGGUGUCAUCGAGACCCGCUUCGACGGCGGCAACUGCUCCCAGGCCUACUACUCGACCCGCUUCACUGUCACCAAGGACGCCUCUGGCGCUCCUCAGUUGAAGCCCCAUGCUGGCAACUUGGUGCUCUACGAUGACUUUGUCGUCGAGCCCUCCAAGAGCCCCACCGACAUCCCCUGCGGUACCGUCUAG